Helianthus annuus (common sunflower) is the source of this 1416-nucleotide messenger RNA. Its product is annotated as glycerol-3-phosphate acyltransferase 9. Gene Ontology annotation, cellular component: endoplasmic reticulum. Gene Ontology annotation, biological process: triglyceride biosynthetic process. The transcript has 13 exons. Bases 171 to 1286 code for a protein of 371 amino acids. NCBI's taxonomy places the organism in Eukaryota, Viridiplantae, Streptophyta, Magnoliopsida, Asterales, Asteraceae. Gene Ontology annotation, molecular function: glycerol-3-phosphate O-acyltransferase activity. The record is from RefSeq and is a predicted model, not a curated record.
AAACCGUCAACAAAUGGCAUCGUUUGCGUGUUUGUAUCAACACCAGUUUCUCAACUAAACCAACAACAUUAAUGGCGCCUCAAUCGCCUUAAAACCUCACAAUUCUCUUCACUCCGGCCACCGUCCGCCGCUCUUCCGCCACCGUCACCUCCUCAAUAAGUAGGUGGAAGAUGAGCAAGGUGAACUCGUCAAAUAUGGAAUUAGACCUAGAUCGACCUAACAUUGAAGAUUAUCUGCCUACUGAUUCAAUUCAUGAACCUCUCGGAAAGCUUAGACUGCGUGAUUUACUGGACAUUUCACCCACGCUAAGGGAGGCAGGUGGUGCCAUUGUCGAUGACUCUUUUACGAGAUGUUUCAAGUCAAAUCCUCCAGAACCUUGGAAUUGGAAUGUGUAUUUGUUCCCCCUGUGGUGUUUAGGAGUUGUAGUGAGAUAUGGAAUUCUUUUCCCUGUAAGGGUUUUAAUUCUGACAUUAGGUUGGAUAAUAUUCCUUUCAUGCUAUAUUCCUGUGCAUUGGCUAUUAAAAGGGCAUGAUAAGUUGAAGAAAAGGAUAGAGAGAGCUUUAGUGGAGCUAAUUUGCAGCUUCUUUGUUGCAUCAUGGACUGGAGUUGUCAAUUACCAUGGCCCUAGGCCAUGUGCAAGGCCCAAACAGGUGUUUGUAGCCAAUCACACAUCAAUGAUUGAUUUCAUCAUUCUAGAGCAGAUGACUGCAUUUGCUGUAAUCAUGCAGAAACACCCUGGAUGGGUUGGACUUAUACAAAGCACUAUCUUGGAAAGUGUUGGGUGUAUAUGGUUCAACCGUUCAGAAGCAAAAGAUCGUGAAAUUGUAUCCAGAAAGUUAAGAGAACACGUUGAAGGGGCCGACAACAAUCCUCUUCUUAUAUUUCCUGAAGGCACUUGCGUGAAUAACAAUUACACGGUUAUGUUCAAAAAGGGGGCAUUUGAACUUGGAUCCACCGUUUGCCCAAUUGCAAUCAAGUACAACAAAAUCUUUGUUGAUGCCUUUUGGAAUAGUAAAAAGCAUUCAUUCACAACACAUUUGUUGCAGCUGAUGACAUCAUGGGCUGUUGUGUGUGAUGUUUGGUAUCUAGAGCCCCAAAACAUGAAGCCAGGAGAAACACCUAUCGAAUUUGCUGAGAGAGUAAGGGGGAUCAUCUCUGCUCGUGCAGGCAUUAAAAUGGUUCCGUGGGAUGGAUUCUUGAAAUACUCUCGCCCUAGCCCAAAACUUAAGGAGGUCAAACAACAAGCAUUUGCAGAAUCCGUGUUGCGUCGUCUGGAAGACAAGUAAGAGCUUAGAAACGAGUCAUUUUCUAUAAAAAUUGCGAACGCAUUUAAUUAUGUGCUGAUAAAUAUAUGUUAAAUAUAGUUACUUGUCUUUUAUAACUAUCAAAGGUAAUUCAUCUGUGAUGAUUUGUGUU